AUGAGCGUCGCGCCGGCGCGGCGGUUUCAUGAAGAGGGCCUGGGUUCACGCACAGGUCUUCGGAUCGGAUCGAUCCGUCUCGAUGAGCAAGGACAUGAGGACUUGGAUGCGUUCUUUGCAGAAUCCAAGCGGGUACUGGAAUGGAUGGAACGCUCCGACGACGAGCGGUCCGAGUCAGCAGCCAGCGCCACACGGUCCGAGUCAGAGCCGCGGGACGAAGUAAAGCCGCCAGCUACGGCAGAGGAAGACGUUACUACGUGGGACCGUCGUGCGUCGCGCAUUUCCGAGUGGGCAGCUCGCAGCGCGGUGGGUAGCGUACGUACGACGCCGCGCGUCGUGGCGGCGGCGGCGCGACCAUCCCUGCUGCCACGCGCGGAAGAAUCUCUAUGGAAUUCGACUGUGGAUAUCUCGCGUGCAGAGCGCACCUUCCAACUGAGCGCUAUGGCCGGCGAUGUUAGUGCCAUGACCGUGCAAAGCGCUGCGCCCGUGGAAGAGGUCUGGGCAUCCACGUCACAGCGUCCCAGUCCCAAUGAUACGAGACUCUCGCAUUCGCGUGCACGUAUGAUGCCGCAGGCGCCAAGUAUGAGCACACCGCUCGCUGGCCCUUCACAAUGGCCUCGGGUGAGUGAGGUAAGUACGAUGGAUACAUCGCGGAUUCCCGAUACCGAUAUGCCGUCGUUCUUACGGCCGGAAGCGUCGAUUUUGCCACCACGCACCGCCUCGCUCUCCUCGUCACGGGCAUCCACACCGGCAAGCGGGGCAUGGGAUGCUGCGCCAGCAUCUCCGCCGCUUCCCAUGUUGGAUGCAUUGGAUCCUUUACCAGGCCCGGAUGAGCCCGCGUGGCCGCCUGAAGAGAGCCAGGAGCCACCGAAGAAGCGUGGGCGUGGCCGGCCACGCAAGGACGCGUCGAUGCCGCCGCCGCGGGGCCGUCCUGGCCGCCCGCCGGGUCGUCAAAAGCCGGCGCAGAAGAUUGUCGAGAACAUCUACGAUCCACCGAGCUGGCAGUUAGACAACCCGACAGGACUUCGACGUGGCAAGCGGCAUCGUAUUGCGCCGCUGCAAUGGUGGCGUGGUGAGCGGGCCCUGUAUGGCCGGCCGGACGAGCGUGAGGACGACGAGGUGGCGGCAAGUGGGCUAGUUGCGCCUGUGCUGAAGCAAGUGAUUCGUGUCCCUCGCGCGCCUGGCGAAGGGACAUUUUCAGGGAUGCGGCGGUUCCGUGCGAAGCCCAGUGCCUACAUGCAGCAGAUGGGCCGUGAACGGCCUGAGGGGAUGCGCUUGUCGCCGGUCGCUGAAAGUGACGAAGACGAGAACAUGGAUGAUACAGCCAGUGACGUUGACCGGUCGAUGUACAUUCCGCCUGAGACGGGCUGGGAUGCGGAUACUGAUCCGUAUGGCCGUGUGAUGGAUGUGGAUCAAAAUAUGGAAGUAACGAUGCGCAUUGCAUGUACGUCUGAUGGUAUUCGACCGCGGCCUGCGUUCAACCAAAAGUUCUCCUAUGAAAAGAUCUUUGGUGUGGGCGACUUUAUGGCGGCGGGUGUGCUUGUUAUUCCUCGGGGCGGUGAGAAGCCGACCAAGCCAAGCAAGGACAACAAUUACACGUUUGUCGUGCUGCAAGGUGCCGUCCAAGUGAUGGUGCAUCGUACCCGCUUUGUGAUUGCGCCAGGCGGCAUGUUCUUGGUCCCGAAAGGCAAUACGUACCAAAUCCGCAAUGUAUCGCAUCGCGAGGCCCGUAUUUUCUUCGCUCAGGCACGCAAUAUGCAGACGCCGCUCACGCCUGUGAUGCAUGCGGGCGAAACAGCGUUUGCGCAUGGCGGCGCUCAUGUACAUGUCGAGCCGCCAGCCGCUCACGAGGACGGCGAUGACGACAAUGACAACGAGGACGGCGAAUCCACCGACUCGGACGAUGCAGAUGCAUCAGGGGAUUUUGCUUUGCGUCGAGCAUGA
Messenger RNA from Malassezia pachydermatis, 1944 nucleotides. RefSeq names its product inner kinetochore protein mif2. The transcript has a single exon. The record is from RefSeq and is a predicted model, not a curated record. Gene Ontology annotation, molecular function: centromeric DNA binding. Bases 1 to 1944 code for a protein of 647 amino acids. Gene Ontology annotation, biological process: attachment of mitotic spindle microtubules to kinetochore; kinetochore assembly; spindle attachment to meiosis I kinetochore. Gene Ontology annotation, cellular component: kinetochore. Lineage: Eukaryota; Fungi; Basidiomycota; Malasseziomycetes; Malasseziales; Malasseziaceae.